Molecule: messenger RNA, 6429 nt
Organism: Pygoscelis adeliae (Adelie penguin)
Lineage: Eukaryota; Metazoa; Chordata; Aves; Sphenisciformes; Spheniscidae
Gene: MPDZ
Product: multiple PDZ domain protein
Exons: 45
Coding region: 29-6004 (1991 amino acids)
Molecular function (GO): protein binding
Source: RefSeq, a predicted model, not a curated record
UUGGAAUAGAAGCUGAGAAGCAAGAGACAUGUUGGAAACAAUUGAUACACAUCGGGCCCUCCAGGCCAUGGAGCGCUUGCAGGCAAAACUUCGGGAUCGAGGUGACAUUGCAAACGAGGAGAAACUGAGCUUACUAAAAUCAGUGCUGCAGAGUCCUCUCUUUAACCAAAUUCUCAACCUUCAGACUUCUGUUCAACAACUGAGAGAUCAGGUAAAUAUUACACCUUCCAUACAUUCCACUGGUGAAUUCCCCCAGCUUCUCCAUCAUGGUGUGAACGUGGGGUCCUUGCCACAUAAUGAGUCAUAUUUGUUGGCUCAGCAGAAUGGCAGUCCAGCUAAUGUGCUAGAAGCAUCGGUGAGACCCAUUACUCCUCAGAUUAAUGGAAAGUCCUCUAGUGAUGACUUUGAGCAGCUGAUCAGAAAUAUGUCCCAGGGUCGUCUUGUUGAGACCAUUGAGCUUAUUAAACCUUUAAGUGGUGGUCUGGGCUUCAGUGUCGUGGGACUCAAGAGUGAAAACAGGGGAGAACUAGGAAUAUUUGUGCAAGAAAUCCAGGAGGGAAGUGUGGCACAUAGAGAUGGAAAGCUGAAGGAAGCAGAUCAAAUCCUUGCUAUUAACGGACAAGCCCUUGAUCAGACAAUUACACAUCAACAGGCUAUCAGCAUCCUACAGAAAGCAAAAGAUAACGUCCAGCUAGUUGUGGCCAGGGGCACUUUUCCUCAGCUCAUCAGUCCUGUAGUUUCCCGGUCUCCAUCUGCUGCUAGCACAGUUUCAGCCCAUUCCAACCCGGUUCACUGGCAGCAUGUGGAGACCAUUGAGUUGGUGAACGAUGGCUCAGGUCUGGGAUUUGGGAUAGUGGGAGGAAAGUCAACUGGAGUGAUUGUUAAAACCAUCCUCCCAGGAGGGGUGGCUGAUCAGCAUGGGAGAUUGUGUAGUGGAGACCAUAUCUUGAAAAUUGGUGAUACGGACCUGGCUGGAAUGAGCAGUGAGCAGGUGGCACAAGUUCUGAGGCAGUGUGGAAAUCGAGUGAAACUGGUAAUUGCAAGAGGUCCUAUUGAGGAGGCACCUCCACCAGCAGUCCCUCCAGGUACACCAGUACCCAUCUCCACACCAGAGAAACAGGCAGAUGCUUCUGUUGAUAACUGUGAAGAUGGGGAGAAAUUUAAUGUUGAACUCACUAAAAACAACCAGGGAUUAGGAAUAACUAUUGCUGGUUACAUUGGAGACAAAACAUCAGAACCUUCUGGUAUCUUUGUGAAAAGCAUUACAAAAGGCAGUGCUGUUGAACACGAUGGCAGAAUCCAUGUGGGAGAUCAAAUUAUAGUUGUGGAUGGAACAAAUCUUCAGGGUUUUACUAACCAGCAGGCAGUUGAUGUUUUGCGGCACACGGGACAAACGGUUCGUCUCACUUUGAUCAGAAGAGGGCUUAAGCAGGAAAAUCAUAUUCAGCCCCAGGAGGACUUCAGUGCUGCUGUUGAAAAGGACUUACUGUUCCAAACAAUGGAUAGUAGCACAGCCAAAGAUAACAGUGAAAUAGAACAGGGCUCCCCAUCACUGCCAUGCAGUGCCAGUGUGGUAAAUAUCGAAGAGGACAUGAAACAACAGGAAACAGAUUUCCAGCUAACUACUACAGAGGCAGCAGCUAUGAAGGCAAAGUGGCAGAGGAUUAUGGGUUCGAAUUAUGAAAUAGUGGUGGCUGUCGUUAACAAAUUUAGCGAAAGCAGUGGGUUAGGCAUAAGCCUUGAAGCUACAGUGGGACAUCAUUUCAUCAGAUCUAUCUUACCGGAGGGGCCAGUGGGACGGAGUGGCAAGCUGUUCAGUGGAGAUGAGCUGCUGGAAGUGAAUGAUAUCUCUUUGCUUGGAGAAAAUCACAAGGAUGUGGUCAAUAUCUUGAAAGAACUGCCUAUUAAGGUGACAAUGGUGUGCUGUCGUCCAGUAGCUCCCCCCAUCACUCACCCAGAAGUACUGGAGAGUUUAAGUCUAUCCGAGGUUCAGCUCACAGAAAAGGCUCACAUAGAACUUGGAUUCAUUGGCUCCUCGGACACAGAGGGAACGGCUUUGGAAAUAACUGACGAGGGUCAGAGUGUGGAAGAGGUGCAAAGCUCAUCUUUGGCAAUGUGGGAAACAGAAGUACAGCACAUUGAGCUCGAGAAAGGGAGUAUGGGACUUGGAUUUAGCAUAUUGGACUACCAGGAUCCUGUUGAUCCAGCAAACACCGUAAUUGUGAUUCGCUCAUUAGUUCCUGGGGGUGUGGCUGAGCAAGAUGGCAGACUUCUUCCCGGAGAUCGGCUUAUGUUUGUCAACAAUAUCAACUUGGAAAAUGGCAGCCUGGAGGAAGCGGUACAAGCACUGAAAGGAGCCCCAGCAGGAACAGUUAAAAUAGGAGUUGCCAAACCACUGCCUGUGGACUCCGGCGAGGCAGAUCUAGCGGAUGAGUCCACCUUUGAAUCGCAGUAUUCGCUAGAGAGUGACGUCUUCCAGGCUUCAAUGAUAGCUCUGCAUGGCAGUGCCUGUAGCGGUGAGCUGAACUACAGCUUCUCUCUUCCAUUGUCAACUCCCAAGUCUGUUGGAGAGGAAUGUUCAAAUGCUGCAGCUGAUUUCCGUGUAUCUGACAAGAACCUGUACAACAUGGAUCUGAAUCAGAGAGAGAGAGAGCAAAAGUCCGUAGUGGGCAAUAGCCUGGAAACUGCAACUGGUUUUACUAAAAAGGAUCUUCUGCCUCUGGAUGUUUCGGAUAUCAACCAAAAUGAAAGCGAAAACACAGCGACAUGGACUGGAUCUCAGACAACAGCAGAAAUUGCACUGAGUACAAGCCUUGAUACUACCAUGCAGCUUGAUCGCACUGGAAAAGAUCAAGUGCUUUUAACGGAAAAGAGAUGCCCAGUAUCUUUGGAGGGAAGUUCCACAACCCCAAAUUCAGUCAAAAACAUUUAUGAGAAGACUAUCACUAUUGCAAAAGGCAAUUCAAGUCUAGGGAUGACAGUAAGUUCCAAUAAAGAUGGCUCAGGAAUGAUAGUCCGCAGCGUCAUCCAUGGAGGCUCAAUAAGUCGUGAUGGACGGAUUAGUGUGGGGGACUGCAUCCUGUCCAUUAAUGAAGAGUCAACCACUAACUUAACCAAUGCACAAGCCCGGGCUAUGCUAAGGAGGCAUUCGCUCAUUGGACCAGAUAUAAAUAUUACAUAUGUGCCAGCAGAAAAUUUAGACGAGUACAGGGCCAGUUUGGGACAACAGACAGAGGGAGCUGUGCCACUUGAACUUUUUCCUUCACAUACUGUCAGGGAACUCCCAGAGCUUCCAGAACGUGAAGAGGGGGAGGGAGAAGAAAGUGAACUUCAAAAUGCAGCCUUCAGUAACUGGAACCAGCCCAGAAAGGUUGAACUCUGGAGAGAGCCUAGUAAGUCACUGGGGAUCAGCAUUGUUGGAGGACGAGGAAUGGGGAGCCGCCUGAGUAAUGGAGAAGUGAUGAGAGGGAUCUUUAUCAAGCACAUCCUGGAAGACAGCCCAGCUGGCAAAAAUGGAACGCUAAAAACUGGAGAUCGGAUUGUGGAGGUGGAUGGAAUUGACCUCAGAGAUGCCAGCCACGAACAAGCUGUGGAAGCCAUACGGAAGGCAGGCAAUCCUGUAGUCUUUAUGGUACAGAGCAUUAUAAGCAGACCAAGGGCAUUCAGUCAGUCCGAUUUAGAGCCAGAAAAGACUUCGCUUUGUAACUUGCCUCUGCCCCCUCCUUCAGCAUUUUCAGGAAUGAGCUGUGAUGCUGCACAGUCAUCUUUUAGCAGAGUCCCAGAGGAUGUGGAGAAGGAGGAUGAGUUCGGUUACAGCUGGAAAAAGAUCGUGCAACGCUAUGGAAAUCUACCGGGGGAGCUACACAUGAUUGAGCUGGAAAAAGGAAGGACAGGUCUGGGACUUAGUCUUGCUGGUAACAAAGACCGAUCCAGGAUGAGUGUCUUUAUAGUGGGAAUUGAUCCAAAUGGAGCAGCUGGCAAAGAUGGCAGGUUACAGAUUGCAGAUGAGUUACUAGAGAUAAAUGGGCAAAUACUCUACGGAAGGACUCAUCAGAAUGCUUCCUCAAUAAUCAAAUGUGCACCAUCUAAAGUAAAAAUAAUCUUUAUCAGAAAUAAAGAUGCAGUAAAUCAGAUGGCUGUUUGCCCUGCAAAAUCAAUAGAGGCUUCACAGUGUACUUUAGGGACUCUUCAACAUCAAGAGGUUGAUAUCAGUGCUGCAAACUCCAGUGCUUGUUCUGACUUCAGUUCACGUAAAAACAUUCAGUAUGUGGAACUCCCUAAGGAUCAAGGAGGCUUGGGAAUUGCCAUUAGUGAAGAAGACACAAUUAAUGGAGUAGUUAUUAAGAGCUUAACAGAUCAUGGUGCAGCAGCAAAGGAUGGACGAAUCAAAGUUGGAGAUCAGAUCCUGGCAGUGGAUGAUGAAAUUGUUGUGGGAUAUCCAGUAGAAAAGUUUAUUAGUCUCCUGAAGACAUCCAAAACUAUGGUGAGGCUUACAAUCAACUCAGCAGAGACGGAUAGCCUGACUGCAGCACCAGUCCCUUCCAGCGCUGCCCCAGCAGAGCGGAGGAACAUGCAGCCGCCAGCAACUGUCCCUUCUUCCAGCUCACCAGAACCAGAAGCAGUCAAAAAUACAAGCAGGUCUUCAACUCCAGCCACGUUAGCCUCUGACCCAGCUACUUGUCCCAUCAUUCCUGGAUGUGAAACAACCAUUGAUAUUUCCAAAGGGAGGACUGGUCUUGGUCUGAGCAUUGUUGGAGGAGCAGACACUUUGCUGGGAGCAAUCAUUAUCCAUGAAGUAUAUGAAGAAGGAGCAGCGUCUAAAGAUGGGAGACUGUGGGCUGGGGAUCAGAUAUUAGAGGUGAAUGGGAUUGACCUCCGACAGACUCCCCAAAAAGUUCGUCUGACUGUGUACAGAGAUGAGGCCCAGUACAAGGAGGAAGACAUGUAUGAUGUACUCAAUAUAGAGCUCCAAAAGAAGCCUGGCAAAGGCCUUGGGCUGAGUAUUGUUGGGAAAAGAAAUGAUACGGGGGUGUUUGUGUCAGACAUCGUCAAAGGAGGAAUAGCAGAUACAGAUGGGAGAUUAAUGCAAGGAGACCAGAUAUUGACAGUGAAUGGAGAAGAUGUUCGAAAUGCUAACCAGGAGGCUGUUGCAGCUUUGCUAAAGUGUUCAUUAGGUACGGUAAGACUAGAGGUCGGAAGAAUAAAAGCUGGUCCAUUCCACUCUGAGAGGAGAACAUCCCAGAGCAGCCAGGUCAGCGAAGGAAGUGGCAGUCUCUCAUCAUUCAGUUUCCCGGUUUCUGGGUCCAGUGCACCUGAGGUCUUUGAAAGUGGUCUGAAGAAGAAUACCACAGCUUCUGAAAUACAGGGACUAAGAACAGUUGAAAUAAAAAAGGGCCCUGCAGAUUCACUAGGAGUGAGCAUUGCUGGAGGUGUAGGAAGUCCUCUUGGAGAUGUUCCGAUAUUUAUUGCCAUGAUGCAUCCAAAUGGAGUUGCAGCUCAGACUCAGAAACUCAGAGUUGGGGACAGGAUUGUUAGCAUCUGUGGAACAUCUACUGAGGGCAUGACUCACUCCCAAGCUGUUAGUCUGUUAAAAAAUGCUUCAGGCACUAUUGAGUUGCAGGUUGUAGCUGGAGGAGAAGUAAGUGUCAUAACUGGUCAGCAGCAGGAUCCACCUACGUCCAAUCUUUCAUUUGCGGGACUAACUUCAACGAGCAUUUUUCAGGAUGAUUUAGGACCUCCUCAGUACAAGACCAUUACCCUGGAUAGAGGACCAGAUGGCCUAGGCUUUAGUAUUGUGGGUGGUUAUGGUAGUCCCCAUGGAGACUUACCCAUUUAUGUGAAGACAGUGUUUGCAAAGGGUGCAGCAGCAGAAGAUGGACGCCUGAAGAGAGGGGAUCAAAUCAUUGCUGUGAAUGGGCAGAGUUUAGAAGGGGUGACCCAUGAGGAAGCAGUUGCAAUCCUGAAAAGGACAAAAGGAACAGUCACUUUGACUGUUUUGUCGUGAACUGGCUGCCCAAAGGGGUAGGGUCAAUAAGACUAUAUUAUUUACAUUCCGCAUAGCAAAGAGAAUGGAAAUGUUUAUAUAGCCUUCUUGCUCUUCCAGCUUCACAGGACUGUGUUACAACACUGAAGAAAAAUAACACUUAACCAUAUUUUUGUAUACAAUAGAAGUAUUUCUCUCACUGUCAAACCACUGGGAUGGAGUUAUGUCAACUAUGGAAAGACAUGGGUAUUUUUCCUAUCAUUAUUAUUAUAACAAAUGCUUGUAAGCCACAAAAAAAAAAAAAAGAGGAAUGUUUGCAUUAAUAACCACACAACAAAACUGGAAUGUUUUGCUAAGAGGCUUUGGAUAGUUGAAAUAUGUUGGAAAAAUGAUAAAGUCAACAAGGGGGUGGCAUGGGCAGCAGUAGUCAGAAAACAGAAAUAAGG